CGUUAUUUAUUGUUUAAUCCCUUAUUUGGGCCCUUACGGGUAGGGUACUUUCUGGCGGUUCUGGCACUAUAUCAUUUUCGGUUUAUUUUCAGACGGAUCUCACAUUUGUGGAAGUUGAAGGUUUUUGACUUUGACGUUUGUCUGAUUUGACACUUUGACAGACGUACGCAAACUCAAAGCGAAGCAAUACGGCCAAGACGCAUGAUCAAAAAGAUUUUAUACGGCUAGCGAACCACUGACGAGUGAAUAUCGAUUAUAAAAUAGGACAAAAGUUCUUUAACAAAAAUGAGUCUUACAUUUUUAAAUGGUAUUUGAUUCAGUAAAAAAUCAGAAUGCUAGGAAAAGCUGUGCUGUGUUUAUCGACUUUACACUUUUACGGUGUAGCGGCACAGGAGCAAUGUACGGAUUUGCGGGGACGGUUGAUUUCCCACGGCCUUCACUACGUGCCUGGCCCGGAUACCUGCACGCUCUGCGUUUGUGACAAUGGCCUGCCUAAAGUCUGUAAGGCGGUACUUUGUUCACCUCCCCAGGACUGCAGAUCAUUUCGCGUGGGCCACACGUGUUGUGAGUUCAUUUGCUUGGACGAUGUGGUGAAGCCGGCAGAAGGAGCCGAGGCCAACGUUCGUAUGGCGGCGGGUGGCGCAGCGGCCGUUGUCUUGCUGACCGUGGCUCUCGUGGUCUACCGUGUCAGGAAGCAGAAGCGACGCCGGCCUCCGCACACUGAUGAUCAGCGGAGCCUGACUAGUAUUGGGUACAUCAGCGGCAGUAUGGGAUACAUGGGCGGUACUUGCGAAACGGCGCUAGCAGCGUGGAAACCGCCGAGCAACUACCUGCCGCGUGGCGAGGCGCCCCCGCCUUACGAUGAGGCCAUAGCGCAGUGCCGACCUGAUAACAUGAGUGGUUACAGAGUAUCGAACGAGACAUCCUACCAUCGCACUUACCCGGCGACAGUGGAAACACUCGCUCGCCCGGACGACGCGCAGUGCGGCGGCCACGGCUACGUCAACAUCCCGCGACCCGUCACACAGGUCACAUAUUAUAUCGCAAACACUCAGAACUGUUACAACGCUCCGCUUCUACAACCGGUACACCAGCAGGACAACCGCGAGCCGGCAGCCAUCACUCACCACCCUCUAGCGCAAAACAUGGUUGGUUUCCCAAGUGCGAUUCGCUUGACGGGUUCUCUGGGCGCCAUCAGCAACCGCGGCCUCCUGUCCGUCCUGCAACGCGAGCCCGAACAUGAACGACCUCACAACGUGCCCGGAUUCUACUCCAAUACUGCCAAUAUUCAUACUUCACUCCACCGCACGAUUCCUCGCAUAUCGACCGCUGUGGACACGACUCUUCUGGACACUCCCAUCACUGGCUUCAACCGCGCCGACCGCUCGCUGCACAACGAGAUCCGGCGCUCGUUCCACAAGCCGAGUGACAACAACCGACACAACGCCGACACCGGACGCAGCAUGCCCAGGAACUUGAACCUGGCUUCAGCUAAUGAUAUUACAAGGACGAUUGAACCAGUACUGGAUGAUACAAACCACGCUCGCCUGAGCAGCAGCAGCGUGUGGCGAGGUCGCACGCACAGCGAAGAACAGAACGUGGGCAGCGAGCGGCCGCAGGAGCCCCCCGCGCCCGCUCCCCACGUGCCCUCUCACGCGCCCCCCCACGGGGCCCCGCACGCGCCCCCACACGGGGCCCCGCACGCGCCCCCACACGCGCCCCCACACGCGCCCCCACACGCCCCGCCCCACGUGCCCCCGCACGCCCCGCAGGUCCCGCCUCACGCGCCGCACGUCCCGCAACACGCCGCGCCCGCGCCGCAGCCAACACUGCCUCUUACCGUUGAUAAGCCGUCAUGCGUGUGUAGUUACGAGGGAACGACCGCGCCGGGCGUAGAAGAGGCAGACGAUUAUCGCAGCGAGUGCGAGAACUGCAAGUCUGCCAGCAGCUCUAGAUGGGUGCUGGAGGAGGGCUGGCAGGCGGAGGCGGCGGACGGCACGCAGACGCUGCAGCGGCGCGCGCCGCCGCCCGCGCAGCCCGCGCCCGCCACCGCCACGCUGCCGCAGCCCGUCACCAAGCAGAGCCGAACCGUAAUUGGUCCACCGUCGAACUGGGAGAACUGGUUUAACACUAUCCCUGACUCUGACUCCGAGUCCGAAGAAGAGUAAUUGUUCUCUCGAUUAUUCAGCAACGCACAUCCAUGUGAUUUAGCUUGAAAAAGAGUAGUAAGCGAAUGGAGUGUUCACUACCUUUGCCCAUAAAGUUACGUUAAAUGAAAUAUUAAAACUAACCAAGAUGAAAAACUACCGUUUAAUUGUAUCAUGCUGACUUCAAUUUUUAGAUGGAAUUAAUAUUUAUUCUAUUAUGCACUGAUUAUCUUAACAAAUAUCAACGUUUUUAGGGGAAUAUAUUUUCUUUGCUUAGAAACAUGGUACUCACUCCAUUUGCUUAAUACUCUGUGUCCGUUUACGCAACAAUAAACGCUCUCGGUACUGAAUUGUCGGACGUAUGACAGUUAGAAAUCGGUAGAAGUCUGUCAAUUCGACUUCAAUGGCAGUGCCAGAUUAGUGCGCUUUCACGAGCAAUUGUUUUCAAAAAUACCUGUUCAAUCUAGAAAAAAAGUGAAAAUGCCACGUUUGCUUUUAGCGGCGUUAAAAGAAUAAUUAGUAUUUGGUUAGUUGUUUGGCCCCUGAACAGUGAGACCUUCUAUCCAACGACUAUUCACAUUCACAGGGUUUGGUUAUUAAUAAUAGUUUAUAUUGCUUGAAUAAGCUACUUAACUUGCUCGUGUAAACUCACCUUAAAGCGGCUUAUGUGUUGCCAGACACGUAACAUUAUUUUAAAAUCGUUAUGAUGAUUGGAGCGUAUUAUAGAUUUUUAUUAAAUUCUUCAUUCCUUUAUUUUGGUGGAGUAAAUAAAACAUGCCAAUAUUUUUUGAUGAUGGCUAAUCAAUUCGGUAGUUAGUGUUAGAUAGUCAACUUAACUUUUUAUUCUUAUUCGCUUAUGAAGCAAAAUAUUUAUAAUUGAAUCUAUUGUUAUUUACUUACUGCACGUUACCUUAUGUUUUUAACAUUCCUUUUUUUUAAUAAGUUAUAUUCGUGCAACAGCCACUGCCGACCAGUUUACCAUACUUGAUUUUGCACAUCCAAUGUGUUCCAAUGUUGAUAUUUUAUUUGUUGCAUAAUGCACUUUGCCUAUUUAUUAAUACCAAAGAUUUGUUGAUGUUUUUAUGUAUAUUUUGUUCAAUUAUUUACCUUUACAAUGUGUAUUUUUUUCUUUGCCGUGGCCAAUUAUUUAUGUAUAAAAAGCAAAAAGUAUUUACUUACACCAGGAAAUUCAGGUUCAGAAUUGCAAUAUACUUUUAUACAUGUCUAUAUAAUCACAAUAAUCGGUACGGCAAAGAAAGAUCCCUUUAAAUAUUUGUUAUUUAUUAAGCUCUAUGAAAAAAGAUCUUGUGUGAGAAACUAAAAUAACAUUAUAAUUAGUGAUAAGUAAUUAUAUAAUAACAGUAUUUUAAUAAUAGUGUUGUCACAGAUAGAUUUCGAUAUUAUCCUGUUCUAAAAUAAAUCAAAGCUCUCUAGUUUUGAAUAUUUUCAUAGAUUACAUAGUGCCAAAAAAGAACUGAUAUUCUGAAAUAUUGAGAUGUAAGUGUACGCUCGCCAUCUGAUACUAAAAUAUCUGUGUACUACUUGAAACUGCUGAAUAUUAGUAGUUAUGCGAUAGAAACAGUAAAAAGGAUCAAUAAAUAGCUAGCUACGGUCAGCCACGCGGCUGACAAAUCUAACGAAUAAUCUAAUAAGUUGAUCUGUUCUUCGAUAUUAUUAUCUGCCUAUUGUUUUAGAUAGUUUGAUCUGUCGUUAUGUAUUUUUAUAAUAAGUAAAACAGUUUAUAAAAUGGUUUUAUUAUACUGUAACCAAUUUACAUGUAAAAAAUACAAAGAGCAAAGCGGUUAUACAAAACGAGUUUGCAAAGUAAAAAUGUCACACAGUCCAACAGAAUUUUAUAUAAGGAGAACCAAAGAAAUAAAAUUGUGAUUCUAUACCAUUUUAGUCUUUAGAAUUUGCAUAGUAGAUGUUCAGGCUCAAUACUAGAAUCGUUAGACUCCGUUUACUUAUUACAUUGAGAUAUUAAAGUUUAUUCAUAAUAUAAACUAACACAAAACCUAGGCUAUAUAUUUUUGUCGAAUAGAAUUACGGAGAAAUAAGAUAAUUAAUUAGUAGUUAUAAGAAAUUUUAAUAAUAAGUAAUUAAUAAUGUUUUCUUAAAUUCAAAAUCGUCGUAUUUUUUGUUUCAAUAAGGUCUGUAGGCAGUUUGGAAUGGAUGAAAAUAGAACAUUUAAUAGUCUGACUUUCAGGGUUGUAAGUAAUAAAUAGCACGUGUAUGAUAUUUAGUGUUAAAGUUACGGAAACUUGAACUUACAUUUCUGAUAUUUUCUUUGUUAAACGCUGUAUAAAAGGUAAACCCUGUAUCUGUAUACAGGAUGUUCUAAAACAAUCAACAAUUGUUUCGAAGCAAAUAUUCUUAUUAAUAUUUAUUUUUUGUUUUUCCAUGUUACUUGUACGUUUCAUCAUGUCUUUUCAAAAACUUUAUAUUGAUUUUGGCGAUAUAUACACGUAAAAAUCCAUUAUUUUAUUGAAAGUUGCAGAUGAUACAAAAGCUGCAAAUAGGACCAUUCGAUAUUAUUUUACGUGUAACAUGUAUUUUGUUAAUUCAACAACACAACCCUUAAAUAAUCACAAAUACCAAGGAUUCUUAAACAGUAUUCAUUGAUGACAGGAAUAAUUAAACUAUUUUUAUAGAUAGGUUAGUAUUAAAUAUUUUCCGCUUUAUGUAAUACGUAUGUUGUCGUUUCAAUUGUUUAACAUAAGUUAGGAUCGCUAUUAACAGAGGCGUUGACUUCAAACUUAAAUAAUAUAAAAAAAAUGAAAAUUAUUAAAAUAAAAAUGAGUAUUAUCUUCAUCGAAUGUAAUUAACAAAUUUUCUUGUUGCAAUUAAAGAUUACAUUGCAUUGAGUCUCAUUACGGAUCAAUGAUUACAAAAAUACAUUCCAAUCAUUCCAAAAUAAUUCAGUAAUUUAUAUUAUUAAAUCAGUGUAAGCAAAAGUAUGUGGAGCUUGAAAUCUGAAUGUUAAACCUUGAACUAUAUGCACAAUUGCCGUUGAGAAAGCGAGAUAAUGCGAUACGUUGGUUAUAGCUGUCUCUCUUCCACACCAGCAACUGUCCUGCUCUAAGGGUAUAUCAAGGUAGAAAUCAGUAUUACCGUCGCUUCCGAACCAAAUAUCCUUGUUCACAUUAUAUAUCAGAAAUAAACAAGUUAAUGGAAAUGUG
Trichoplusia ni (cabbage looper) is the source of this 5326-nucleotide messenger RNA. RefSeq lists its product as uncharacterized. Lineage: Eukaryota; Metazoa; Arthropoda; Insecta; Lepidoptera; Noctuidae. Bases 333 to 2168 code for a protein of 611 amino acids. The transcript has 12 exons. Gene Ontology annotation, cellular component: membrane. The record is from RefSeq and is a predicted model, not a curated record.